Messenger RNA from Pararge aegeria (speckled wood butterfly), 3123 nucleotides. RefSeq names its product angio-associated migratory cell protein. Lineage: Eukaryota; Metazoa; Arthropoda; Insecta; Lepidoptera; Nymphalidae. The record is from RefSeq and is a predicted model, not a curated record. Gene Ontology annotation, molecular function: protein binding. Bases 186 to 1412 code for a protein of 408 amino acids. The transcript has 4 exons.
UCUAAUAACAAAAACAUGUGUUUUCCUUUCAACUAAAAUAACCUUAUUACUUAGUACUACAGUUAAGUUAAUCAUAAUUUAUCCAAUUAAGUAAAAUCUGUUCUCUGUUCUCUUUAAACUGGCCGCUUUCUGACUAAACCGCUAAUUAUCAGGAAUUCAUAAAAGGCGGCUAAAACGUGAGAAUAAUGGUGAGGAAUCAGAAUAACACACCGCCUUCGUCUAUAAACGGUGACGAAAUAGUGGGUAUGGAUGAUGAUGGCAUGUUUUUUGAAGAAAUGGAGGAGGUGGAUGUUACUGAGGACAUGUUAGAGGAAUUAGAUGAUCAGGAAGAAGAAGAUGAGGAAAUGGAGAAGCCGGACGAUCUAGCUGCUGUAGUUUUUGACAAACACGACGGUUCUGUGUUCUGCUGUGACCUGCAUCCUAGUGGAAAAUACGCAGCGACAGGUGGCGAAGAUGACAAAGCUUAUGUUUGGUUGACUGAAAACGGGCAGAGUAUAAUGAAUUGCACAGGCCAUAAGGACUCUGUAUUUUUCGUUGGUUUUAGCUUUGAUGGCGCGUAUUUAGCAACCGUUGAUAUGUCUGGAGUAAUCAAAGUUUGGAAAUGCAGAUUGGAUGUUAACCAACAAGAACCCUGGCCAAUUGCUUUCGAAUAUGAGGCAGAUGACCUCAGCUGGGCGCUAUGGCACUUUGGAUCUAGAGUUCUUGUAUGUGGUGCAAUGACUGGGGACAUAUACAUCUUUAAAAUACCCUCUGGCGAAACUAAAGUAUUACAGGGACACAAUAUCAGGACGGAAUGUGGAAAGAUGUUCCAUGAUGGAGUACGGCUGGCAUCAGGUUAUCAGGAUGGAUCACUUAAAAUAUGGGAUCUGAAAACUGGUACAGUUCUACAGCAUGUACCACCAGGGACGCAUGAAAUUUGGAUUAAUGCUAUUGAUGUAAAUCCAGAAAACAGUCUCUUAGCAUCCAUAACUACAAAUGGUAAAAUUGGGCUGACAACACCAAGUAAUGGUAAGGUAGUUCAAGAAAUAGACACAGAAGUUGACUUAGAAACUAUAGCCUUUUCCCCUGACCCACAGCAGGGAUACUUUGCUUUAGGUACACUAAAUGGUUCUGUAACGAUAUGGGAUAUAGGCAGAAAAAUGAUUCGCCAUCACUGCGCCAAAUCUGAUGACCGGAAUGCUCCCGGCGUCACCAAGAUUAUCUGGAUAAAGGACCAAAUAGUUGCCGGGUGCUUGGACGGUUCAGUGCGUGUCUACGACGCGAAAUCCGGCGAACGAAAGUUGAUGCUGACCGGACAUUGGUCGCAAGUGCUAGAUUUAUGCUACAACUCUAAGGAGAACAUCAUACUAACAACGUCGAACGACGGUUCAGCAAGAAUAUUUAAGUAUACAGAGAAAAGUGAAAACGAUUAAUUUAGAGAUGUUUUACAGAUGAUAUCUCAUAUUUGAGCCUAUUACCCCUAUUGAUACUACUGCAAUAAAACAGACAGUGGUCUCUCCCCAUGUACAUAUCUUUAAACUGAACUUAAUUUAACUGGAGGUUGAUUGUUGUAGAAAACAUCAAUGUAAUGAACGCAGUGCUUUCUGAUUGGCUCCGAUAAAUAAUAGUGAUCAAACUAAAAAUUAAAUAAUAUUUUUGUAAAACUAUAAUUUAUUAUUCUACUUCUCAAAUACCUAAUCUAGUUAUAAAAGUAUGGUUUUUAGUUUUUUUUUUCUAUAAAAUUUAUUUUUGCUUUUGUACUCCUCAAGCAAACUUAAAUUCUAUAGUUGCUAUUCAGGAUACGUGGAUUUUUCAUUGAUGUGAUCAAGUGUGUUUAAUUUCAACGUAAUCAGAUGGGUUUAAGUGGGUGAAUAUCGCGUGCAAAAUUUCCGUCCACUUCAUACAUACUCGUACAUAAUUAAUUUUCAGUUAAUGAAAUACACAUUUUAAAGAGAUUACAUUUAGAUAAUAAAGAAGUCCCAAAUAAGAAGCGGUAGCGGUCACGGUAAGAUUUUUUACACACGGAGAAUUGGAAACAUGCGAUAACGCGAUUUACAGGCGGGUGCCCGAGACGAAGAACCACGCCACGUGCCUUAAAAAAAAGUAUUUAUGACUCAUCUAUUUUCAUCUUCACACAGUUUUAUAGAAUCCGAAAUACAUCGGACAUCUUAGGGGUCAUAAAAUACGUGAGAUUUUUAAGGGGUGGAGGGGCUCUUGUCAAAUCUCAUCUAAUCUUACGUUGGAGAGAGAGUUGGACUGAUUGAAACAUAAAAAAAAUUAUACUAUUUUGGUCCAUUUAAUGCAAUUAAGAUCAUUCACUAAUUCGUUCGAAAGAAAAUAGUUUAAUUCAUACUUCGGCGUUAUACAUCUACUGACUGUCAAAUCACCACAUUUGUUUUUUUCUUUUUACAAUAACAAUCCAACGCAUUUACGUAAGAAACCCACAUUUUCUCACAUGAGAUUGGGAGAUGGGGGAGGAGGUUGAAUAAAAUCUCACGACAUCUCACCAAGGGGGGAGGCAGGGACGGAAAAUUAAAAAAAACUCACGUAAUUUAUGGACGCCCCCUUAUCAUGAUAACAGUUAGAGUAAGAAUUACAUCAGCCACCCCCCGCGCAACACCUCUGUUUGGAGACUUUAUUACAAUUUAUGGAGAAAAAGAAUCUAUGUCAACAAGAUAUUAAUUAGUUAUACAAUUUCGUAUAUGCUGUAAAAGUUAUAUUAUAGUAUAUUUAUACUCUUCUAAUGCGAAAUUGUAUGAACUAAUUUCCAUAUGCUUUGCUAUUAUAUUAAAUCGUCCUCGGUUUUAUAGAAAUAAAUAUACCAAGAAGAUUGCAUUAAGAUAAGUUUCAUAAAAAAUGAGGCAUUUAUUAUUAUCCUGUGGAGUCCUCAAUGCGACAGUCCUCAAAGAGGUGGUUUUUUAUAUUAUGAAUUAUAAAAUAAAUUUUAGACCUGUUAAUAAUUUAGAUUAGUUUUGAGAUUUGAUUAUAUUAGACUGACCACGAAAUACGGUGGUCGGUGACUGACUUUUUCAAUGAUACAAUUGUUGGCGUAUAAAUAAACAUACAUAUUUUAAAGAGAAGUUGACUACUAUGUACUACUCUAGCUAUACUGAAUGUAUUAAAUAUAUCUAUUGAUUUGUGUAA